Messenger RNA from Ambispora gerdemannii, 184 nucleotides. The record is from the annotation of a GenBank genome assembly. NCBI's taxonomy places the organism in Eukaryota, Fungi, Glomeromycota, Glomeromycetes, Archaeosporales, Ambisporaceae.
AUGGUUGCAAUGGAAGCUUAUCGUUAUCUGGUUACUGCAAAGGAUGUUUAUGUAAUUGUGAUGUACCAAAUGUCAAUUGCUAUCGUUAUGAAUGUAAUUAAUGUCACAAAGUUAAGAAUAAAGAUAUCGCCCAUCUUAGUGAUUGGAACCGGAUUUGGUACAACCGGGUGGAUCAGAUAUCUGA